Molecule: messenger RNA, 2280 nt
Organism: Chenopodium quinoa (quinoa)
Lineage: Eukaryota; Viridiplantae; Streptophyta; Magnoliopsida; Caryophyllales; Amaranthaceae
Product: subtilisin-like protease SBT1.5
Exons: 1
Coding region: 1-2280 (759 amino acids)
Biological process (GO): proteolysis
Molecular function (GO): serine-type endopeptidase activity
Source: RefSeq, a predicted model, not a curated record
AUGUCUCACAUUUUUUCAAUUAUCUUUCUUACACUCUUUCUUUCCUUACGUUACACCUCGGCAGUACAAAACCAUAAUCUUCAUAGUAGUAACCAAGAUAAACAAAUUUACAUUAUUAGUAUCCAAAACAACUUAAAACCCAAUACAUUUUCCAAUGUUGAGGAUUGGUACAAGUCCAUUCUUAGUAGAAUCAAUUCUAAUCCCAGUGAUUCCUUGCUUCAUGUUUACAACACCGUUUUCCAUGGCUUCUCGGCCCGGCUUAGGGCCGAGCAUGCCGACUCAUUAAGAGCUCAAGUUGAAGUCAUUUCUAUCAUUCCAGACAUAGUCUACCAACCUCAAAUAACAAGAUCACCUCACUUCCUUGGCCUUGACUCGUACCAUACCCCGCUAGGGUUGCUAAAGGACUCCAACUUGGGGUCUAACGUCGUGGUUGGAGUCAUUGACACGGGUAUCAAGCCCGAGCACCCGAGCUUUGACGACAAAGGGAUGGACAAGGUACCAGAUCGCUUCAAGGGUGUAUGUGAUGGAGGGGUGGACUUCCCAUCUUCCCUAUGUAACAAAAAACUUGUUGGCGUACGAUAUUUCAAUAGUGCAGCACGUAAAGGCGAUCCUUUAUCAGCUCGAGACGAUUUUGGGCAUGGGACUCAUACGGCCUCCACAAUUGCAGGCCGUACGAGUUCCAAAAAUGUCUCCUUCAUUGGGUACGCAGAAGGCCAAGCCACGGGGAUAGCUCCCAUGGCAAGGCUAUCCAUCUACAAGACGUGUUGGACGUUCGGGUGCACUGGGUCGGACGUACUAGCUGCCAUGGAUAAAGCCGUGGAGGACGACGUGGAUGUCAUCUCCCUCUCCUUAGGCCCCGUCGCGUCACGUGAUUACACCACAGACCCUAUUGCAAUAGGCGCAUUUGGUGCAUUUCAAAAGGGGGUGUUUGUCUCAGUUGCAGCUGGAAAUAGUGGACCUUUACCUGGACAAAUUUCGGCUUCCGCCCCGUGGUACAUCUCCGUCGGGGCUAGCACCAUCGAUAGAACAUUCCCUGCUGAUGUCAUCCUUGACAAUGGUGAUGUUCUUUCAGGCAGCUCUCUCUACACAGGGGAUCCACUACCAAAGAAUAAAACAUACCCUUUGGUACAUUUUACAUCUGAUUAUUCUAUGGAACAAUGUAUGCCGGGGUCAUUAGACAGUGUUGACGUAAAGGGUAAAAUCGUAAUUUGCUCACCAGGGCUAAUCAACAAAGUUGAGAAAGGGGUGGUUGUGGGUAAAGCUGGUGGAGUGGGAGUUAUUGUAGCUCUAAAUGAUCCUACAUUAGGCGAAAACGAUACACAAAAAAGCGACCCGUAUACGAUACCCGGAUUAACCAUACCUAUUGGAGCAACUACAAAACUUUUGGAUGAUAUCAGUAAGAAGAAGGUGAAAGAAGGGACCAUUGUGUGUCGAGGGACACAAAUAGGCGAAAAACCGGCUCCGGUGGUUGCCUCGUUUUCGUCUCGAGGACCAAAUAAUGUGUCUAAGUAUGUACUAAAGCCUGACGUGAUCGCGCCAGGGGUUGAUAUACUGGCUGCCUGGCCUGAAGGCGUACCGCCUUCUAGGUUGGAAGAGGACCAAAGGGUUACUCAGUAUAAUAUCGCGUCAGGCACGUCUAUGUCUUGCCCUCAUGUCUCGGGUUUAGCCGCCUUGCUCAAGAGUGCUCACCCUGAUUGGAACCCGGCUAUGAUCAAGUCCGCCUUGAUGACCACGGCGUAUAUUGGUUACCAUGAGAUGAGCAAGAUGGCUCAAAAUCAAGAUCAGGCGUCUUCUUAUUGGGCUACUGGUGCAGGACAUGUGAACCCCGAAAAGGCGAAUGAUCCCGGGCUAGUGUAUGAUAUCAGUGAGGAUGAUUUCAUUCAAAAUCUAUGUGCUUCAGGGUACAAUGCGACUGAAAUGAAGAUCAUUGUGAAAAAAUCAAUUAUCUGCGAUGAAAAAUCGAUGGUUAAGGAGUGGGACUUGAACUACCCUGCCUUGGUUGUGCCAUCUGAUGUUGAAGGUAAAGUGUUUAACAGGACUUUAACAAGUGUGAACGCUACUGCAUCAACGUAUACCGCGAAAGUUUCGAGUCCUGCAGGAUUUAAUGUGACUGUUAAUCCUCCUGAAUUAAGUUUCAAGAAGAUUUGGGAUAAGCAAAGUUUUUCUGUUACAAUUUCGGCAGUGAAAGAUCAAGGAAUCACGCUAAAUGAACAAACUUCUAGUUCAGUCACUUGGACUGAUGGCAAACGUAGUGUAACCAUACCUUUGAUUAUGGUAUGA